UGUGUUCAGGAAGUAGGAACGUUGAUUCUGGCCCUCCAAUCUGACUAGUUAGAGUGGGACACUAGCAAGGGGUUGAGCAGGUCCCAUCCUGGGAUCACACCCCUGGAAUCAUGAACCAAAAUCCAGCAUCUUACUCCCAGUAUAAAUCGGAGGAGGAUGGCACGUCUUCAUCUGCCCGCCCCGGCUCCUCAGGCUCCGGACAGACUUACACUCCCACCCUGACCCCCACAGCCACCACCCCAACUCCGUCACGCACAGCCACCAGCAACAGCCCCAGUAACAAUGCUUCCACCAAAACAGACUCAUUGCUCUUCAACAAGAUUGAUGAGAGACAGAGGUUGGCCCGUGAGCGCCGUGAGGAGCGUGAGAAACAGAAUGCUUUUAAGGAGGCCCAGUGGCAGGCGCGUGAAGAGCGAGCCAGGCAGCACUAUGAGAAGCUCCUGGAGGAGAGGAAGAGACGGCUGGAGGAGCAGAGGAUGAAGGAGGACAAGAGACGGGCUGCUGUGGAGGAGAAGCGACGGCAGAAGCUGGAGGAUGACAAGGUUCGUCAUGAAGCGGUGAUUCGUCGAACUUUGGAGAGGAGCCAGGCCACCAGACAGAAGCCCAACCGCUGGUCAUGGGGCGGGGCACUGCACACAAACACUCCCAGCACACCAGCCGAUGCUGACAGGCGGUCAGUGUCCACGAUGAAUUUAUCCAAACACACAGACCCUAUCAUUACCAAGCGCCUCUCCUACUCCUCUGCCACACUCCUACACUCACCAGACCGAGGCUUACAGAAGAGAACAGCCUCCUCCCCUGUCAUUAGCAAAGCUCAGUCCAAAUCACGCCUACACCUGGGAAAGACCACCCACCACAAAAACACAGGCCUGCGCCGCCUUCCUCUGUCGCCAUGGGAGAGCAAUGUGGUGAACCGUCUGCAGCAGCCAACACACUCCUACCUGGCCCGCAGCCGCAGUGCCAUGAGUCUUUCUGGAGACCAAACAGUGUCCUGCCACCCCAUGGGCUCCAUGUCAUUCAAGGCCCUGCAGGCUCAGCCGCUCCCUCACUGCCGCAGCCAAGAGAGGAGCCUCAGCAGGGACACAACCUCAUCUUCUUCUAUCGCUGCCCGCAGGAGGACCACUGGAACAAAACCGGGCCUACAGCAAAAGAACCGUGACUUUGUCAGGAAGUCAUGGAGCAAUCUGACACUCCCAUUGGCUCCCAUACUGACUUUGCCCCCCAACAAGCACGCCUCUUCUUCAGGCAAAAAGAUCAGCAAAGUAACUACGCCCUCUCCUGGCAGGCCUCCACAGAAGACAGGGCGCCCUCCGACCCCUAAGCAACUUAAGUCUCCUGGGGCGGAGGACCCUGGAAACAUUCGUCCUGUCAGGACCACACCUGAUAGCUCCCAAUCCUCUACACCCACUCGAUCACAAGGGGAGGAUGAAGAGCAGGUUCUCAGUCCUCUGCAGCCCCGACCUCAGCCGCUUGGCCAGAACAAGGCCAGUACUGAGGAGACACCAGCAGCAGCCAGUGAAGGUGUAAGCAGUCCUUCAGCCCACAAGACUUCAGCCGGCACCACAGAUGCAGAGGAGGCGACUCGCAUCCUGGCUGAGAAUCGUCGCCUGGCCCGCGAGCAGAGGGAGAGGGAGGAAGAGGAGCGCAAACAACAAGAGGAGCAGGCUAGACUAGCCAAGGAGGAGAUGGCUCGCCGUAAGGCUGAGGAGCGAGCAAAGAGAGAGGAGGAGGCCCAGCGCCAGGCAGAGGAGAGGAGAAGGAAGGAAGAGGAGGAGAGAAAGGCAGAGGAGGAGAAAGAGAGAGAGGAGGCAGAGAGACUCCAGAAACAGAAAGAGGAAGAAGAGUCUCGACAGAAAGAGGAGGCAGAGAGACUGAGGCAGGAGAGAGAGAAACACUUCCAGAAGGAGGAGGCUGAACGUUUGGAGAGAAAGAAGCGUCUGGAGGAGAUUAUGAAGAGGACGAGACGUUCAGACACAGCAGAGAAGAAAGUGACUCCUAACAGGAAUGGAGAUAAUGCAGUGAGCCCUGCCUCUCCUGGUCCAUCUGCAGUGACCGCAUCACCAACACACCAUAGCAACGGCAACAGUUGCCAGGCUGACCCUGACCCAAACCCCAGCACCACAGCACUGAGCCAUCCUGACGAGCGGGAGAACGGAGAGUUUGAAGAGGUGAUUGUACUGCCUUCAGAUUCCAGGUUGUCUCCCCCUGAAGGAGAGGAGGAGCAGCAGCAGGAGCAGGAGGAAGAGGGGGAGGAGGAGGAGAGAGUUCCUGUUGUAGCCUUUAGGGAGAAUGGUCUCCUAAAGCCUCUGAGUGGGAUAGAGGAUAUAUCAGCCCAGCAGGGACCAGAUGUCGCCUGAUGCCCUGUUAGGACGAAAUGAUCCACACACAGAGCGCCAGGAAUAGAGACACGGUCAGAGAGAGGUGGAGAAACGCUGAACUGUCGGACUGAAUCAAAGGAAGGACUCACAGCAUCAUAGACACCCUUCCAGAGGUUUACUUUCUCACCUUCCUGUGUCCCCUGCUGACAGACGAGCACCGUAAGCCAUUUCCCCAAAGAUGGCGUCUCCAAAGAUCCCAUCAAAGCAUCCUCAGAGAGAAGUUACCUUCCCCUCAACAAACUCCCUUGGAAACAGAUCGUUUCUCUGUCUCUGACCAUGAUUACACUUGGUCUUUAUGUUCUGUGUACAGCUGUUCUGCUCUGCUCCCCAACUACCCCUGAUUCAGAAUUGCUUGUCCUGGUAUCACAGGAAGGCAUUGAACACCUUAUUCCAUCUUGUGACUCUUGUUGUGUGCAUGUGUGUGUGUGUGAGAGAGAAUGGAUGAAAAACUAAUAAUAAUGUAAACUGAGAUCAGCUGUAAAGUCUUUAAUCAUGAUACUUGAAUAGUUUUUUUUUCUUGCUGUAGAACGUAGUCAGAUUGACAAAAUCAGCAAUGUGACGUUAUAACUUGAACUUGCACAAGUUUAGGAUUAUAGGUUUUUGACUGGAACUUCAUAAUUCUAAUGUUUCAACAUUUUCUACUGAAAUGUUGCAGAAGAGAUAAGGUAAAAUAAAUGAAUGAUAUCAGUCCAUGAAGUUGUAUUAUGACCACAGACAUUGGAACGUUUCAUGUGAUGUAAUAUAUAUUUUUUGCUGUGUCUACAGUGUUUAAAGCUAGAAGUUGUCAUUGGGCUGAGGCAGCGGGCUGGAGUAUGACGUUUAAGUUAAUUAAUGACCAAAUGAAAAUAUUGUUCUCUCAGAAAACUGAGAAUUAGGGUGUAAACUACUGAUUAUUUGUUUAGUUUUAUUUAAUUGCUGUACAGAUAAAAAUGUGAUUUGUUUUUUGUCUUCAUUCUGUUCCCAAUUUCUGUUCAAAUUGUGAAAAAGUCUUUCACUUGAGGUCCUGCCCUCUUUUUCACUUGUUUACCAUUUACUUUAAAACCUGUCACUCUGUCUCACUAAGCCUGUGAGCAGUGUGUGGGAGGACCUCACUGUAGCAUUAGCUACCUUGUGUUUGGAGUUGACCUUUGUUUGGCUGAGAAAGUAUAAAAAGGAUUAAUAUAAUUUACUGGCGAUGUUCAUUUUAAAAUAUCCUGAUUAAUUUGAUCUAUUUUGAUUAAGAAUUUAAGAAUAAAUGCUGCUAAUUGUGAUGUUCCUUUGCCUUACCGCGUCAUAGAAAGAAAAAAAAGAGGUGAUGCCAGAUGACUUGACUGUAUUCAUUCUUACUGAAUUGAGCACACGCAUUCCCAGGGUGAGCUUUGACAUUCUGGCCACAUGCCCGAACUCUCCAGUGGCUUCCUUUUCUUUAUUUAUGUUAAUGUGUGAAUGCUCACGAUAAAAUGUUAUGUCAGUUAUGUCAUCAUGUAAGAGUUAUAAUGUCAAACUGUCCACCAUACAGCUUUUCAUUAAGUCAAAAGAGGGGGAUAACUGGAAAACACGGGAACCCAACCGUUACCCCUCAUAUGGCUUCAUUCUCCCACAACAGCCAGUAAUGCUGCUGUCCAGCAUUUGGUUCUCAAACUUUUGCACUUAAUUUCCUUUUUGUUCAUAUCUUGCAGUACCACCAAAAUGGAAGGAAAUUUUAGAAAGAUUAUCCAUGUCUUGGAUAUGUGGUACUGGUUCUUCCAGUAGUACAUAGCAUGCUGUUAUCAACAUGGUAACUUGACUUAGCUUGCAAAGAAAUUGCUUUACCUGAAGCAUUAUUACUUGUAAAGUACAUUAUACAUAGAUAUCUUAUAAAUUAUGUAUAAAAGUUGAUAUAUUUUACUAAGACUGACCACAAAGCUUUGAAAACUAAACAUGCCCUUUACUUGACAUGAAAAAGGGCUGUAAGGAUGAACUGUUUGAAUCACUGUCAAACUGAAAUCUUUGUACAAAUAUUCCAGCUGUACUGUUCGGCAAGUAAAUAAAAUGUUUUG
Messenger RNA from Scomber japonicus (chub mackerel), 4396 nucleotides. RefSeq names its product microtubule-associated protein 7b (gene map7b). NCBI's taxonomy places the organism in Eukaryota, Metazoa, Chordata, Actinopteri, Scombriformes, Scombridae. The record is from RefSeq and is a predicted model, not a curated record. Gene Ontology annotation, cellular component: microtubule cytoskeleton. The transcript has 19 exons. Gene Ontology annotation, biological process: microtubule cytoskeleton organization. The coding region runs from base 111 to 2357 and encodes 748 amino acids.